AUGACACUUUUGCGCAGAUUCCGCAACGUCGUCGGGACAAAGGCCGACGUCGAGACUGAGAACCCAAACGUCGUUGGCUCGCCGGCUGAGAAGGACGCAGCACACUUCGCCGAUGAAACUAUUCUAAAAGAUGAAGAGAAGCCGAGUGAAGACGCUCAGAAUGGUGUUGAAAAGAUUGAGGCCGUGACUUUGGCUUGGAGCCGAAGCUCCCUCUAUUUGGUCUUGAUUCUUAUAUGGUUUCUGACCCUGGCCAACAACUUGAAGAGUGUCACCAUCAACGCAUUGACGCCCUUUGCGACUAGCUCCUUUGCGGCCUCGUCGCUUCUCACAGUCAUCCAGAUUGUAGCCGGUAGCUUGGGAAGCGCCGUCUACAUUCCCAUGGCGAAAGCGCUCGAUCUCUGGGGCCGCGCAGAAGGCUUCCUCCUCAUGAUGUCCCUGGCCGUCCUGGGCAUCAUUGUCGUGGCGUCGUCGCAGAACCUGCCCACGUACUGCGCGGGCUACGUCUUUUACGCCGUCGGCUUCAACGGCCUCGCCUACAGCUGGGAUGUGCUGGCGGCCGACGUGACGGACCUGCGGAACCGAGGGCUGGCCUUUGCAUUCACCUCGUCGCCCGCCCUCAUCUCGGCCUUUGCGGGCCCCAACAUUGCCGCCGAGUUCAUCGCAAAGGUCAACUGGCGAUGGGGAUACGGCUGCUGGGCUGUUGUCGUGCCCGUGUUUGCCCUGCCAAUCUAUCUUUUGCUCGCCUGGAACCUGCGGAAAGCGAAGAAGCAAGGCAUCAUUGCAGACAAAGGGACCGGUCGAAAGAUGGACCGACAGAAUGUAUUAUGGUUCAUUACCGAGUUUGACUUGCCUGGCGUUUUCCUCUUCGCCGGCGGUCUCGUUGUCUUUCUUCUCCCCUUUACCCUAGCUCGUACCGCUCCUCAGGGCUGGUCCACCCCCUACAUUAUCGCCAUGAUCGUUGUCGGCUUCGUUGUUCUGGCCAUGUUUGCGCUCUGGGAGUGCUACGCCGCGCCGGUCCCAUUCAUGAGCCAAAAGUUUCUCGCCGACCGCACCAUCCUCGGCGCUUGCCUGCUCAACAUGACCUACCAAAUCUCCUAUUACUGCUACGCCAGCUACUUGCAGCCCUUCUUGAUGGUGGUGUACAACGUCGACUUGCAGACCGCAGGCUACGUCGCCAACACUUUCAGCGCGUGCGCUUUCCUCUUUCUAUUUGUCACUGGUUGGCUCGUUCGCUGGACUGGCCGUUUCAAGUGGAUUCUUUGGAUCUGUGUCCCCCUUUACAUCUUUGGUCUGGGCCUCAUGAUUCACUUUCGCCAGCCCGGAGGCUACAUUGGCUACAUUGUCAUGUGCGAAGUCUUCUUCUCUGCUGCUGGCAGUGUCUUUAUUCUCUGCUGCCAACUUGCCGUGCUCUCCGUCGUGGACCACCAGCACGUUGCCUCGGCCUUCUCCUUGCUCUUCUCCAUGGGUGGCAUCGGUGGCGCCCUGGGUAGCGCCAUCUCCGGCGCCAUCUGGACCAACACGUUUUACCCGCAGCUGGAGCAAAACUUGCCGGCGUCCGACUUGCCCAACCUCCUGACCAUCUACUCGACUUACACUGCUCAGAUUGCAUAUCCGUGGGGUAGUCCCACGCGCGAUGCCAUUGUCAAGUCGUAUGGCUACGCCCAAACUAGGAUGCUGGCCGCGGGUACAGCAUUCAUGGUCCUAGGUUUCAUUUGGGUGGGAAUGAUCAAGAACAUCAACGUGAAAAAGAUGAGUCAAACAAAGGGCAAUGUGCUUUAG
Molecule: messenger RNA, 1779 nt
Organism: Beauveria bassiana ARSEF 2860
Lineage: Eukaryota; Fungi; Ascomycota; Sordariomycetes; Hypocreales; Cordycipitaceae
Product: siderochrome-iron transporter MirB
Exons: 3
Coding region: 1-1779 (592 amino acids)
Biological process (GO): transmembrane transport
Molecular function (GO): transmembrane transporter activity
Source: RefSeq, a predicted model, not a curated record